Molecule: messenger RNA, 1739 nt
Organism: Durusdinium trenchii
Lineage: Eukaryota; Dinophyceae; Suessiales; Symbiodiniaceae
Source: the annotation of a GenBank genome assembly
CCACCCUGAAGCUCACAACGUCCCACCAUGGAGAGCCGCAAUGUUGAACAACGACGCUUUGCUGUGGGUGCGCGCGUGGCAUGCCUCACAGCUGAUGGCUGGCUGGAAGGCACCGUGGUGCAAGUGGACUUUGAUGGUGAUCCGGCGGAGGGCAUCGUGCCUUAUUUGGUUGAGCUUGACAGUGGUGGAGAGGUCCUGGCGCCCAAGGAUACGGCCGAGCUGGUCGUGGCCGCUGGGCAACAGCCAGCAGAGCCCUGGCACGUGACGCAGGCUCGUGAGCUCCGGCGAAGGGGCAUGGAGUACGCUGGCCAAGCUAAACACCCAGCUUUGUUCCAGCCGAGUCAACUGCACCGGUGGCUCCUACCAAGCUUCCUGGAGGCCACCAGUGCUUGGCGCAGCUCCGGACAACCGGAGCAACUGCAGAUCCGGCGGCUGCCGAACGUGCGGCUGGAGACUGAAGGCAUCGUCUCCUUCGACUGUUUCACCCAGGAGUUCUGCAAGAUGCUCUUGGAGGAAGUUCUCAACUACCAGGCGUCCGGGUUGCCUUCGCGGCCUCCCAACAGCAUGAACAACUAUGGCCUUGUGCUCAACGAGAUUGGCCUCAAGCCGGUCUUUUCUGCGCUGCUGGAGGAGCAUCUCCUGGGCAUUGCUACACGGCUCUUCGGGCCCAUCGAGUUGCAGGAUGCUUUCACGGCAGGAUCUCAGGGAUUCGAACAUUGGGGCGGCGACAGCUUGUCGGCACACCACACCUUUGUGGUGAGGUAUCAGCCGGACGAGGACCGGUCAUUAGACAUGCACGUGGACGAGUGUGACGUGACCUUCAAUUUUGGUCUCACCAACUCGGACGACUUCCGAGGCAGUGAUUUGGCCUUCUGUGGGAUGUUAGGAUCCGAGGAGCACCGAAAGCACCUGCACACCUACAAGCACCGCUGCGGUCGCUGCGUGGUGCAUUUGGGCAAGCGGCGGCAUGGCGCGCUGGCGAUCUCCUCGGGUCGCCGGAUGAGCCUGAUCAUGUGGUGCAAGAGUCCUGUGUUUCGGCAGUCGGACGAGUACUUGCUGCGCCGUUUCGCACCCAGAACCCGAAAGCGGCCCCGGUCACCGGACCGCGUUUGCCUCUCCCACGAGCACGACUCCGACUACGAAGAAAAGCUCGAACGGCUCAGCCGGCAGCGCGGCGAACCGCGGCGGUUUCGAGGUUCAACAGCCGGCCAAUGAUGGGCUCUCACGGAAGGGAGUUCAAACGAGGUGAUCAAGUACCACCGUGAGUUUUGCGGCAUUGCAGCAUGGACCUGUGCCACUGAAAGUGGCUGAGCGUCGUGAACGACGGACAUGCUCUCGAUUUAGGGUGUUCCAGCCUCAGGAUUCGACGGCGCCGUGCGGGCUUCGUAACCGGCUUGAAAGUGGCGGGCCUGGCGGGCCUAGUUUUGUUGAUGAAGAGCCAUGUUGACUAUCCAUGGCGAACAGGAAUGAACAUGGCACGGCCAUGCACUGGCAAGGGCCCUGCAAUGGCAAGGGCCCGAUUUUAGAGGCAGCCCACAGACGUCUUGAUCCAACGUUCUUCACAUCCACAUGCGGUUUGGGUCAUUGUCCUUUCCGGUUGCAACAAGCGGAUCUGUACAUAUCUGUGCGGUAUACUCCAUUGUUCCGGUGCCUUUGCUGAAGGUGGUGGUGACCGUGGGUUGAUGCAUCCUGCAAGCUGGCGUUGCACCAUGGCACAACUGUCGAAGCGGAGACAGACG